AUGAAGCCUAAAUGGUGGGCAUCAGGGGAGGCCUCCCAGCGCAGCGACGACGGCUCCGAGGGCGUGGAGCUGACUGGAUCCACGGGUGAGGCAGCAGUGCAGGCCAAGGCUGCGGGAACCCCAGGCUCCAAGCAGAACCUCCUGCUGACGUCAGACGGCAAGGAGACUCCCAUGAUGGCCCACGCGAUGCCCGAGUCUGAGCGCGCCUCUCCAGUGCAGCAAUCUGCAGCCCUUCAGAUGCCCCUCCGAGAGGCGCAAGGUCCCUUUGAGAUUGGAGAAGAUGGCACACUUCAGCCAGGCUGCCCUGUCUUCUACUAUCAGCCAUUCAGCACAACCGACCUGAGCUGGAAGCAGCACACCUCGUCCUAUUCGGAGAAACCUCAGGCACGAGAAAACCAGCAUAUGGUCAACAUGGCAUUUGUGGCCCAGUCCUUCACUGACAUCUGCUGCAAGCUUCAAAAAUUAGAGGGCUUUGCUGGAAUGAAUGCCACCCAGCUGCUGGAGGUCGAAAAAAAGGUGUUUGUAAACUACGACCAGGAGGCCCAAAAGGUAGCUGACAAACAGAUGAGACAGAAGGCGUCCCUGCUGGCAGCUGCAUUAGGGAACCUGGGCCUGGGGGAUUCGGCGGACGCGCGGGUGAGCGGAGCCGUGCAGCUCAGGGCCCCUUCCCCCCUCCCCAGUGAGGAACUGGAUGAGCUUCACUACCAGGACACGGAUUCGGACGUGCCAGAGCAGAGGGACAGCAAGUGCAAGGUCAAAUGGACCCACGAGGAGGAUGAGCAGCUGAGGACCCUGGUGAGGCAGUUCGGACAGCAAAACUGGAAGUUUCUGGCCAGCCACUUUCCUAACCGCACUGACCAGCAAUGCCAGUACCGGUGGCUGAGGGUCUUGAAUCCGGAUCUCGUCAAGGGGCCAUGGACCAAGGAGGAAGACCAGAAGGUCAUUGAGCUGGUUAAGAAGUAUGGCACGAAGCAGUGGACGCUGAUUGCCAAGCACCUGAAGGGCCGGCUGGGGAAGCAAUGCCGUGAGCGCUGGCACAACCACCUCAAUCCCGAGGUGAAGAAGUCCUGCUGGACCGAGGAGGAGGAUCGUAUCAUCUGGGAGGCCCACAAGGUGCUGGGCAACCGCUGGGCCGAGAUUGCCAAGAUGCUGCCGGGGAGGACGGACAAUGCUGUGAAGAAUCACUGGAACUCUACCAUCAAAAGGAAGGUGGACACAGGAGGCUUCCGGAGCGAGUCCAAAGACUGUAAGCCCCCCGUGUACUUGCUGCUGGAGCUUGAGGACAAGGACAGCCAUCAGAGUGCUUACCCCGCGGAAGGCCAGGGAAGUCUUGUGAGUAACUGGCCCCCGGCACUCCCUGCCAUGAAGGAAGAGGAGAGCAGUGAGGAGGAGUCUGUGGCAGCCGCCCCCGCUAGGGAGCAGGACGCUGUCCCUGCAGAGCUGGACGACGUGCGCACACCAGAGCCCCUGGAUGACAUCCCCAAGCACGAUGACGAGGAGGGCUCCUCGCCAGAAACCAGCCUGCCCUACAAGUGGGUGGUAGAGGCUGCAAACCUCCUGGUCCCGGCCGUGGGGUCCAGCUUCUCGGAAGCCCUGGACUUGAUUGAGUCGGACCCUGACGCCUGGUGUGACCUGAGUAAAUUUGACCUCCCUGAGGAGCCGUCCGCAGAGGACAGUAUCAGCAGCAGCCCGGUGCAGCCACAGCCUUCAGAGCAGCAGCAGGCGCUGCCGCCCCAGCCGCCGGCUGCCCCGGGUCCCAGCGUGACCGAGUACCGCCUGGACGGCCCCACCAUCUCGGACCUGAGCCGGGGCAGCCGGGGCGAGCUCAUCCCCAUCUCCCCCAGCACUGAAGUGAGGGGCUUGGGCGUCGGCACGCCGCCCUCCGUGCUCAAGCGGCAGAAGAAGAGGCGUGUCACCCUGUCCCCCGUCACAGAGAACAGCUCCAGCCUGUCCUUCCUGGACUCCUGCAACAGCCUCACGCCCAAGAGCACACCCGUCAAGACCCUGCCCUUCUCGCCAUCCCAGUUUUUAAACUUCUGGAACAAACAGGACACACUGGAGCUGGAGAGCCCAUCGCUGACCUCCACCCCGGUAUGCAGCCAGAAGGUGGUGGUCACCACGCCGCUGCACCGAGAUAAGACGCCCCUGCAUCAGAAGCACACCGCGUUUGUGACCCCAGAUCAGAAGUACGCCAUGGACAACACUCCCCACACACCGACCCCGUUCAAAAAUGCGCUGGAGAAGUACGGACCACUAAAGCCCCUGCCCCAGACCCCGCACCUGGAGGAGGACUUGAAGGAGGUGCUGCGCUCCGAGGCCGGCAUCGAGCUCAUCAUUGAAGAUGAAGUGAGGCCUGAGAAGCAGAAGAGGAAGGCUGGGCUGCGGCGGAGUCCCAUCAAGAAAGUCCGUAAGUCCCUGGCUCUUGACGUGGUGGAUGAGGACGGGAAGCUGAUGAUGUCCACGCUGCCCAAGGCUCUGUCCGUGCAGGCACAUGUCGCAUCAAGCUCCUCCAGCCUCACCCUGCCGGGCAUCAAAGAGGACAACAGCCUGCUCAACGAGGGCUUCCUGCAGGCCAAGCCCGAGAAGGUGGCGAUGGCCCCGAAGCCCCGAAGCCACUUUCCAACCCCUGUCCCGAUGACCAGUGCUUGGAAGACAGUGGCCUGUGGGGGAACCAGGGACCAGCUCUUCAUGCAGGAGAAAGCCCGGCAGCUCCUGGGCCGCUUGAAGCCCAGCCACACGUCUCGGACCCUCAUCUUAUCCUGAGGGGCUUGGCAGUCACGAGCACGUUCUCAUGUUUACAGGGGGUUGGGGGACCGAGGCUGGUCUGUGCAUUUGAGAAUCACACUCAGGUGACCACCUGCAGGGAGCCUUCUGCCGCCAGCCCUCCCCAGGUUGCUCAGGGGGAGACGGCAGGGCCACCACUGUUCCUGUUUCUGCAGCUGUGGCUGCAGCAGUUCCUGGUGCUAACAAAGUCCCACCCUCAGGCCUGCCCAGUCCUCUUCCCAGGGCCUCAGGGAGCCCCGUGAGCGGGUCAGGCCUGGCCUCAUCUCAGAUUCCUGCCGGGGACAGGGCCUGUGGCCAGCGCGCUUCUUCCUUUACUAUCCUUUGGUAUAUUUUCUUGGAAUAAAACUGCCUUUCUCCUUGUGCUGC
Messenger RNA from Pteropus alecto (black flying fox), 3150 nucleotides. It is a transcript of the gene MYBL2, whose product is annotated as MYB proto-oncogene like 2. Gene Ontology annotation, molecular function: RNA polymerase II cis-regulatory region sequence-specific DNA binding; DNA-binding transcription factor activity, RNA polymerase II-specific. Lineage: Eukaryota; Metazoa; Chordata; Mammalia; Chiroptera; Pteropodidae. Gene Ontology annotation, cellular component: nucleus. The record is from RefSeq and is a predicted model, not a curated record. Gene Ontology annotation, biological process: regulation of DNA-templated transcription. The transcript is spliced from 18 exons. The coding region runs from base 1 to 2763 and encodes 920 amino acids.